Rhipicephalus sanguineus (brown dog tick) is the source of this 1047-nucleotide messenger RNA. RefSeq lists its product as uncharacterized. The transcript has 5 exons. The coding region runs from base 1 to 1047 and encodes 348 amino acids. The record is from RefSeq and is a predicted model, not a curated record. Lineage: Eukaryota; Metazoa; Arthropoda; Arachnida; Ixodida; Ixodidae.
AUGUGCCACACUUUACUGUCAAACACCGAGAAGGCUGCAAUUGCUGCUAAGCUCCGUGAAGGUGUGACCGUGGACGCUGUCCUUGAUGGUAUAAGGGACAACAUGGACGGUACAAGGAAACGCAUCCAUCUCACAACGAAACAAGACCUUUAUAAUAUACUGAGAGAUUACAAGAUUAAAAACAGUGAGCGACUACACAUGGACGAUCAUGCAAGUGUGCUGCUCUGGGUGAAGCACAUGGAAAAUGAGCUGGACAAUCCUGUCCUGUUCUUUAAGCAUCAAGGGUGGCUAGACAAGCCAGACAUCCUUUCAAGAAAUGAAAGUGAACUUCUUGACAUCAAUGAUUUCAUGAUUGUAAUAAUGACUGAGCCCCAACGUGACCUACUUGCCAGCUUGGGCAGCGAUCGCAUCUGCAUAGAUGGAACACAUGGAACUACAGGUUUUGACUUCCAACUUGUGACCCUACUCUGUGUUGAUGAGUUUGGUGUGGGCUUCCCAGUAGCAUUCUGCAUUACUAACAAGGUAGAUCAAAAGGCAAUGGAAACCUUCUUCAAAUCAGUGCGGCAGAAACACGGAGAAGUGACAGCCAGGGUGUUUAUGAGCGAUGAUGCCCCAAGCUUUUACAAUGCCUGGCAGGCAAUCAUGGGCAACGUCGAGAAGAGGCUUCUUUGUGCUUGGCAUAUUGAUAAGAACUGGCGGCAGAACAUAAGACAGCACAUCAAGGACAAGGAGCUCCAAGCAUUCACAUACAAGGUGGAAAAUAGCCAAGAAGUUGAGGAAAACUUGACAGGCAAACUCACCGCAUUACAAGCUAUACGACUGCAGGGAACAUGCAAUGGUUCCAAGCGUUCCCUGCUGCUGCUGGAUGCACUCCGUGAGAAACUGCAAGAAACACCUCCCAACAAUGAGUUCUACAAGAUGAAGCAAAUGAACCACAUCAUUGACGAAAUAGUAGGCAACCAACAAGCAGUCGUAGUCAAUUUAGGGGAGGACACAAUUGAGGAGGAGGAGGACAGUAUGGACGAUGAACACUUCGAAUGGCAGUGA